GCGAGGGAACGUUCCAUGCAUUUUGCCUUGUAAUCUUUAGCUUAUUGCAGUCGCUGAUAGCUCUACGAUUUUUGCACACAGUUUAAUGUGCAUCGGAUGUGUGAAUUAAGUGGUGAAUGUGCGUGACACGAAUCGACAUUCAACAUUUCAGUGUUAUAUGGAAUCGUUGCGUUGCGUUGCGUUCCACAGUGACUUAUUGCAGUUUCUGAAUACCUGAGAAUUCCCGGCGUUAUAUCGCGCUUCGCCGAGGUCGUUAGUGUGACAGUGCCGUGAUUUAUUCAGCUUAUAGACGUGCAAACGUGACAGUUGCCCUGGACGUUUCUAGCAUUAGACUAAUCAUAUUAAAGUGGCCGAUGAGGAGCUUAUGCAAGCGAGUGCUAAUGCUGCAUUUGUUCCUUGACUCCUGCACGUAAGCCACUUAUGUGUACACCGUUCGCACGUGUGCCGGCGUCACGUUGAAAACCCUCGUAGAAAGAGUGCGCCGGUCGAAAAUAGAUGUAUUUUUUAUAUUUAUGGCCGCGCCGCUUGACGUGCGUUGACGAACUUAAAGUUUAUAGACCGUGGUCGCUAGUUUGUGGACUUUAAUUAGAGACACGUACGUAGUAUUUGUUUUGAACUAGUAUUCGGUGUUGUGGCGUAUUGGUAAACAAAUGUGAACAUUGUUAUCGGGUAUGAUGGUUAAGUUGGGACUAGCGAUGGUGGUGGGUGUGGCGCCGGCGCUGGUGUCGUGGUGGCGCGGGAGCGGGCCGUGGCUGCAGCCGCUGGUGACCACAUCGCCCUGCCUCGAGCGGGCCAAGCCGUGGCCCGCCAGGAGAUCACCCUCCCUGUCGGAUUGCUUGGAGAGCAGCGAUGAGGAUUCCGCUCGCUCUGUCGUGUGCCAUGUGAGGCCGAAGAUGGCGGAGCAGCGGCUAGCUGCGCGGCGGGCUGCCCGGGCUGAGGCGCGCGAGAUCCGCAUGCGUGAACUGGAACGGCAGCAGAGGGAACAGGAGGACCAUGCCGACAAGGCUUACGAUAUGUAUGCAGAGACUGUGGGUCGUCGUGGUGGAACCAGGUUAGCUGCAUUGAGCCCGGGCGGUCUGCACUCGCCCAGACGGAGUUCAGAGGAUUCUGAUGAAGUGCUCAGUAUUAAGGAUUUGAGGCACGAAUUAAAAGAAGUGGAAGAGAAGUUCCGCAAAGCGAUGAUAUUGAAUGCCCAGUUGGACAACGACAAGGCGGCGCUCGGCUACCAGUUGGAGCUGCUCAAGGAUAGGAUAGAGGAAUUACAGGAAGAAUACGCUCAACUACAGCGUGAACACAAAGAGAAGUGCUCCUCACACGAGCGGCUGAAGCGCGAGCACGCGGCACUUGAACGUGAACUGGGCGCGGCCCGUGACGCGGUGCGAGCACGUGACGCGGCCGCUGCUGACGCGGGCUACGCGUUUGUGGACGCGGGGGACACUGCGGCACCGAGUGGGGGGAGCGGGGGAAAUGGGGUGGGAGGGGGGAUGCCGGCGCUAGCUCUCGUGUCGCACCAGUCGCAGGCUCUGCUGGAGGACGGCGGGGAGGGGACGCUCGACGUCCGGUUGCAGAAUCUGGUUAAUUCGAAGCAAGCACUAGAAUCAGAAGUGCGUAAACUCAAACUACAACUGAAUGAGGAAAGAGCGGCUCGACAGAAUGGAGUCUCAUCACAUCACGACCAGGACUAUGAGAAUGAAGUGGAGGCGCUGCGCAAGUGCGUGUCGGAGGCGAAGGGGCGGGCGGCGCGCGCGGAGGCGGAGGCGGCGCUGGCGGCGGGCGCGGUGGCGCGGCUCGAGGCGCAGCUGCAGCGGCUGCGCGCCACGCACGACGCGCAGGACGAGCGCGAGCAGGAGCUCAAGCAGGAGCGGCGCCGGCUGCAGCGCGAGGCUAGAGAAGCUCUAAAUCGCGUGGAAGAACUGGAGACAGAGAACAGUCACCUCACGAAGCGGCUCGACAAACUGAAGAACGCAAAGUCGGCGCUACUCAAAGAACUGUGACAGUAAGUGUAGGGUUGCCAUAGACAUUUUAAAAAUGUACAUACACAUUUUAAAAUGUUUACUUUUAAAAGCUAGUAACACGGCGUGAAGGCAGUUUUACCCACCAAUUUUUUGUUGUCACACUACUUUAAAAAAAUAAUCUGUCUUGUAUUUUUGUUAUCACACUAAUAUGAAAAUCUGUGUGCAGUAUGGAUAAUUUUGUCGUCAAACUACUUUUGAAAAAUUAUAUUUCUAUGCCUUUAGUAUGGAUACAAGAAACACGUUUUUGUGUCUGUGGUAAAAAUUAGA
Colias croceus (clouded yellow) is the source of this 2282-nucleotide messenger RNA. Its product is annotated as leucine-rich repeat flightless-interacting protein 2. The coding region runs from base 672 to 1994 and encodes 440 amino acids. The record is from RefSeq and is a predicted model, not a curated record. The transcript has 8 exons. Gene Ontology annotation, biological process: regulation of DNA-templated transcription. Lineage: Eukaryota; Metazoa; Arthropoda; Insecta; Lepidoptera; Pieridae.